Messenger RNA from Petromyzon marinus (sea lamprey), 1812 nucleotides. It is a transcript of the gene TADA1, whose product is annotated as transcriptional adaptor 1. Gene Ontology annotation, biological process: regulation of transcription by RNA polymerase II. Gene Ontology annotation, molecular function: transcription coactivator activity. Lineage: Eukaryota; Metazoa; Chordata; Hyperoartia; Petromyzontiformes; Petromyzontidae. Gene Ontology annotation, cellular component: SAGA complex. The record is from RefSeq and is a predicted model, not a curated record.
CUGUGAUUUACGACACUUGAGAUUUACGACGUUUUAGAUUUACGGCAGUUUACAAUCGACUAAAUGGCAUUUCAAACGACUACUACUUCCUGUAACAUGUUACAUCGCCUUUGUCAGCUACACUGCCUGGGUUAACACUGUCUCUGGCCUCCAGUUAUGUGCUCAUGCACAAGGGUCAUCGCUUGAAACGUUGUUUACUAUAUACGUUUGCUUCUAAGGCCACAACAGCGUUAUUAUUGGCACGGGGAACGUGUUGUGUUGCUGGUUGUGCCCCACUACCAACGCAGCAGCGACAAUAGCGCGAUGGCGGCGUCGGGUGGUGGAGAGCUCGAGGCGGCCAAAAAGAACCUCGCGGAGGCGCUCGGAGAGAGCCUCAAGCAGUACUGGGCAAACAUGAAGCUGUGGUUUAAGCACAAGAUCAGCAAAGAGGAGUUUGACUCGGAGGCGCGGAGACUCCUCACCCAAGACAUGGUUCACCUCCACAAUGACUUCCUUCUCGCCAUUAUCACCAAGUGUCAGAUCAUGGUGACGGCUUCCGGCCUCAAGGAGGGUCCGGGCCGGCCUGGGAAGCCAAGCCGCAAGAAGAAGCUGCCCUCGCUCCGGGGAAAGUUUGAGCACCGCUUCCAGGAGCAGGAUCCGCUGGCCGGCGCCAGCUGGGUGGGAAGCCGCGCGUGCGGCCCCGACGGUGUUGUGGGCGCGGGCGACGGCGUGGACGGGGAGCGAGCCGGCCCCACCGCCCCUGCGCUCUGCGUGCAGUCGCUGCUGCUGCCGGCGCUGGGCGAGAUGAUGGGGCGUGCCAUGCUGGUGGCCUGGGAGGCCGGGUUGGACUCGGUCUCCGAGGAGACGGUGCUGUGUCUGCAACAUGCGCUGCAGAACCACCUGAAGGCGGUCGUGACGGCGAUGCUGGUGAGUAGGCGUCCUCACCGGGUGAAGGACGGGCGGUUUCGGUACGCGUACGGCACCACUGCUCCCCUGCACCCGUACCUACGCAACAGCUGCGUCGCGCACCGCAGCAACAACAACACUGACAGUGAGAGUUUGUGCCGCCCGGGCGAGGAGGCGGAGGAGCGUGCUGCCCUGCUGCUCGCCUGCUCGGGGUCGGAGGUCGUGCCCUCGCUCCCUCCCAUCAGCCUCGUGGAUCUGCAGCAAGCGCUCACGGUGCACAAGCAGGUGAUGCCGUCGCACACCAUGUGGUCUCUGAACAUGGAGCGGAUCCUGGCGCGACGGUGGCACCCGGACCGCGAGGAGGUGGCAUGGGACGUGCGCCACCGGCAACUUCUCAGCGGAGACGGUGCCGGGGGGGCAGCGCUGGGGUUGGGGGCGUCCGCGUGGGCCAGUGCCUGAGGGGAGGAGGAGCGGGGGCCCAUGGCAGAGGGGCCCAUGGCAGAAUUUUAAUUUUCACGGUGGAUGGGCCAAUGAUGGAUGGGCCAACACUGGAAUGGUUCAGUGGCAGGGCCCAUUGUGAAGGGCCCCAUGGUGAAGAAAUCCACGUGAAAGGGGUUAACACCAGAGACCCAUUGUGGAGGGGUUCAUGGAGCAGUAUGCCUCAGUGAAAAUUGGCGCCCGGUUGGUUGGAGCACGAGUGAUGUGGCCAGCAAUGGUGGUGGGUGCUGUGGUGGUGCAAUCGUUGACGAGUGCGACGUUGCGUUGACGUUGGCAUGUGACGUGUUGGUCGCGUUUGGUGUGACGUUUUUUCGCAUGACAUGUUUUGUGUUUUGCGAACGCUGCUGUACAUUUCAUAUCGCGUGCAACUGUGAACAUCAUUCCUGUUUUAUACCGCAUCUUCCAAUAAAGCAUUGCUACGAGACGUUC